AUGCCGAUAAAACUUGAACGAAAACAUGCAUUUCCAAUAGCACUUGUUCCAUUGAUGCUUGCAGUCGGCUUUAUUCUUUUUAAAUUGUUCACAGCAAGUAAAGUAACAAAUCCAGAAACGGGACGAACGCAUCGAAUCGGUCUCAAUCCUGAACAAGAACAAAAAUUGGGUUUAGAAGCUUAUGCUCAAGUCCGACAUGAUGAAGCAUCAAAAUUAGUUCAAAGUGGAUCUGAAGUUGAAUUGGUCAAACUAGUAACGGCCAAACUUGCCAAAGCAGCUGCUCGAAAGGGUGAUAUACAUUACGAUUGGGAGGUGAGCGUCAUUCGAUCGGCUGAAGUGAAUGCCUUUUGUUUACCUGGUGGAAAGAUCGUUGUCUAUACGGGUAUUUUACCUGUAACACAACAUGCAGCAGGAUUGGCCACAGUACUCGGUCACGAAAUGGCUCAUGCGACAUCAAGACAUGGUGCUGAACGACUCUUUCGUACAGAAAUUACUCAAACACUAUUGGGUGGUGUACAAGGUAGUCUUGCUCAAAUGGAUCCAGUAAAGAGACAGGCAAUCAUGGCUGCAUUGGGUGCUGGUACUAAAUAUGGAAAUACAUUACCAUUUUCUCGUGAACAAGAAUCGGAAGCAGAUCAUAUUGGUUUAUUGUACAUGGCUCGCGCUGGUUAUGAUCCUCAAGAAGCAGUUGCUUUUUGGCAACGAAUGGAUGCUCAACGUAGAAAAGGAUCGACGCCUGAAUAUCUCUCUGAUCAUCCAUCACAUAGUACACGAAUUGGUCAAAUUGAAAAAUGGAUGCCUGAAGCACAAAAAGAAUUUGUUCAAUAUAAUCAUGCACCGGCUGCAUAA
Didymodactylos carnosus is the source of this 849-nucleotide messenger RNA. Lineage: Eukaryota; Metazoa; Rotifera; Eurotatoria; Philodinida; Philodinidae. The record is from the annotation of a GenBank genome assembly.